Messenger RNA from Thunnus maccoyii (southern bluefin tuna), 1295 nucleotides. RefSeq names its product sperm associated antigen 8 (gene spag8). The coding region runs from base 122 to 688 and encodes 188 amino acids. Gene Ontology annotation, molecular function: microtubule binding. The transcript has 6 exons. The record is from RefSeq and is a predicted model, not a curated record. Gene Ontology annotation, biological process: positive regulation of transcription by RNA polymerase II. Lineage: Eukaryota; Metazoa; Chordata; Actinopteri; Scombriformes; Scombridae. Gene Ontology annotation, cellular component: nucleus; cytoplasm.
CAUCUCAUUGAGAGGACGGGACGUACAGCGCAAACCUAUAGAGGUUUCUACAGUUUAUAUUGUUUUUCGCGGACACAUUGAGCCACUCAGGUUAAGGUUUAGUAAUUAACUUGCUGCUACAAUGACUGAACAGCCUGCUACUGUGGACAAUAAAGUUGGAAAAUGUCUGCUUCACAACUGGGUAGAAGAGAGGGCUGUUGCAGCUCUUGACACACAGGAGACAAAGGCACAUAUCCAGAAACAUGGACACAGAGGGAUUCUCACAAUAGACCAGGAGUCGAAAAUGGAGACUGUCAGCACGCUGAGAGCAGCUUACAUCCCUCCAAAGAGUCCAGGGGUGAGGCUGCGGGGCAUUAGAGGUGAGCUUUUGGAAAAACAUAUCGCCCAGAUGAUAAGUGAGAAGAUUCAUGCUGACCUGAAUCCACCGACUCCCAAAACUGACUUCUGCUCUACAACCAAAAACGAUUUCUGCAUGGAAGGAUUUGUGCCCCUUACCCCUGAAACAACAGAAGUAUGUGUUUAUGAUUAUAAAACUGAGCAGGCCGUCACAUUUUGGAGUGAAAAUUACCAGAGGAUACAGGGUGUGACGGCUGUAGGGACCCCAAACAUGCCUUUCAGAAAGUCAGCCCUGUUCAGCACACCCAUUAGUGAGCGGCUGGAUGAGAUCGAGCCCCCACCUGAUAACUAAGACAUCGCUUCAUAACCUGUUAAUGCCUGAAUUAUAUUUAAGUGGUAAUCCACUUUAAAGGUCACUGUCAUUCUCAACAAUGAUGAAACCUCUGGUGAUUAGCUAUCAUUGUUGCUUUUUUAACUGUUUGGUUACAUUAUUACUGCCUGGAAAAACACAGAAAUCACUACCAGAUAUUCAGCUGAUGUCAUGUAGACAAAACACACAUGUUGGGACAUUAAACCUGCCAAACAAACUGUCUCUGAACUUAAUAAACCACACCAACCUAUUUCUCACAUUUGCAGAGAAAAAGUUGCCUCCAUGUUUGACAACUACCUAAAUAUAAUAAUUUUUCUAUCACCAAAGUCUGUAACUCUGGUGAGUAGAGACCCAAAAUAUUAACAGUGACACACAGUGUAAACAACAAUUUCUAAUCCUCUUUUGUUUUUUCUUGAUUAUCCCGAUGUUCAAUGUAUGGUUACUUUACUUUUGUCUUCUGAAAUAUGAAUCCCCUUCUCAACAUUUUAUGUUGAUGAAGUUUAACAUCUGUAGAUUCCAUAUGUCCUCACUACCAGUUCACCUUGUAGUUAUUUCUAAAGAAAGAAGAAAUGCAGUUGUCAUUCCUGGA